This is a messenger RNA of Podarcis muralis (Common wall lizard), 1932 nucleotides long. Its product is annotated as extracellular calcium-sensing receptor-like. NCBI's taxonomy places the organism in Eukaryota, Metazoa, Chordata, Lepidosauria, Squamata, Lacertidae. Gene Ontology annotation, biological process: G protein-coupled receptor signaling pathway. Gene Ontology annotation, molecular function: G protein-coupled receptor activity. The record is from RefSeq and is a predicted model, not a curated record. Gene Ontology annotation, cellular component: plasma membrane.
AUGGAGACCGUUUUGAAGAAGGAAUUGGGCCAGAAGGGGGGCUGCCUUGCCCUGUCCAAAAUAAUCCAUGACCCCUAUUCCCGGCUGGAGAUGAGUGCAGCUGCUAGGGACAUUGGGAACUCACUAGCAAGUGUUUUCGUGUGCCACUGCUACAACAUCCACUUCCAGCUGCUUGCCGGGGCUCUACAAGCACAAAAUGUUACCGGUAAGACGUGGAUCUUGACAACGAGCCUUGCUGUGAUCCCAGAGAUGUUCACCAAGGAGGCGUUACAGCUCCUGAAUGGGAGCCUGGAUCUGAGGAUUCAUUCAGAUAAAAUAUCAGGUUUCGAUCAUUUCCUGACCACGCUUAGCCCUGCUGCUUAUCCCAACAGCCAUUUGGUGAAAGUGCUCUGGCAAAAUCUGUUUGACUGUGUUUGGCCAGGUUUAGAAAAAACCGAUGGAAAAAACACACCCCGACUCUGCACUGGGGUAGAGCAGGUGGGUGCCAGCCACUUGCUCCUCUUCAAUCUAGAAAACUGGGCUGCCACAUAUCAGGCCUAUCUUGCAGCCAGGGCCUUCAUCACAGCCUUCCACAACAUGAUCUCCUGCAUAUGUGACAAAGGGCCCUUCACCCAGGGAAGGUGUGCCACAACGAAGCAUUUCCAGCCAUGGCAAGUCCAUCAUUACCUAAAGGAUAUCAACUUUACCACUUCAUCAGAUGAGAUUUUUUUCAAGAACGGCGAGAUUCCGGCUACAUUUGAUAUUAUGAACUUGCAGAUUUUGCCCAAUGGCUCUUACAGGGCUGUAAAAGUUGGAGUUCUUCGUUCCAGACCUCAGCUGAGGAAAGAGCUUCUGAUUCAUGACAAUGCCAUUAGGUGGGCAGGGGGCCUUGCUCAGGUGCCUUGUUCAAUCUGUUCAGAAAGCUGCCUGCCUGGAUAUAGGAAGCUGCCUUUGCAGGGGAAGCCACACUGCUGCUACAGCUGUCUGCAGUGCCCCCAUGGUCAGUUUGCCAGUGGGACAGACAGUGCCACCUGUUGGGAGUGCCUUCCAGGACAAUGGCCCAAUGAGCAGCAAGACAGAUGCAUCCCAACCAUCGUUGACUUCUUGUCCUACACGGAAGCUUUGGGUGUGUUGCUGGCAACCUGCAGUUCCCUGUUCUUCUUGCUCUCGCUGUCAGUCUUGGGUAUCUUCUUACAGCAUCACAACACCCCAGUUGUCAAGGCCAACAACCGCAAGCUCAGCUACCUCCUCUUGACCUCCCUGGCUCUCUGCUUCCUCUGCCCUCUGAUGUACCUUGGGCACCCAUCCCAGCUCACUUGUUCCUUCCGCCAGGCUGCCUUUGGCCUGGUCUUUGCCAUUUGCCUCUCUGCAACCCUGGCCAAGACGGUGACUGUGGUGAUGGCCUUUGGAGCUUCUAAGCCUGGCAGCUGCCUCCAGAAGUGGGUGGGUUACAAGCUCCCUGGCACUAUCACUCUGGGCUGCUCCCUUGUCCAAGCUGCUGUAUGUGUCUGCUGGAUAACGGUUUGCCCCCCGUUCCCAUCACAGAACCCACUAGAUGGGGGGCCUCUUGUGACCCUGGAGUGUGACAAAGGCUCAGUUGAGUUUUUCUACACCAUGCUGGGGUACCUGGGCUUUCUAGCCACCAUCAGCUUAGGGGUGGCCUUCCCAGCCCGCCGACUGCCAACAGCUUUCAAUGAGGCCCAGCACAUUGCCAUCAGCAUGCUGGUCUUCACUUUCGUCUGGGUCUCCUUUGUGCCCUCCUAUCUCAGUGCCACAGGGAAGUACACAGUGGCCGUGGAGAUCUUCGCCAUCCUGGCUUCUGGAGCUGGUUUGCUGGCUUGCCUCUUCUUCCCCAAAUGCUACAUCAUUAUCUUGCACCCUGAGAAGAAUAACAGGGACCACCUUAUGGGCAGACAACUUCCACGCAAAGGAGGCUUUGCUUAUGCUCCAUGA